AUUACCUACAGUUUUAUUUAAGUUUCGAAAACAAUUCAAUAACCAAUUACUUGAAUAAAGGACAAACAGCGAACAAAAGAGCAACAAAUCCAUCAACAAUCAAACAAAUUAGUAUAGAAAUAAAAACAAAUUAUCAAAUAUCCAUGAGUAUUAUUUCUAACAAUUCUGUGGGCGUUAUACAAGUGGAAAUUCAUGAAAACAUAACGGAUAAUCUGGAAAAGCGAUCGUGAAAAUCAAUAAUACGGCGUUUGUGCAAUGUCGCACAAAAAUUGCUUCGUAGGAAAAACAUAUGUUUUCCUUCUUGUAUGGGAAAAGCUUCUAAGUUUUAUUUAACAAUAUUAUUAUUGUAAUAUGACACUAAUAUCUCUUGCAGCAGAUUUUUAUUAGAAAUGGUCCAUCAUAAGACUGCAACUUAUUCAGGAAUGAAUUUAAAAGGUGAAUUAAGAGAGAGCAUCUCCUUGGACGAUGACGAUUUGAGCGACGUUGAAGACGAAGUCUUCAUAAGGGAUGGAAAAAAUGGAUACAAGUUGGCCGAAGAUCUGAACGUAAAAAGGCCGUUAAUGGCCCCGAGAAGAAAACACGGAAAACAUGAAUCCAGAUUAAAACCGAGGCCCAGUUGCAGGGCAUUGUGCAAACCAUGCUGCUACGUUUUAGCUUCACUAAGCAUUUUGAUAGGUUUAAUAGUUUUAGUUGUUGUCCUAGUAUCAAUUUACCCUGUGCCGUUAGACAAACUCAGAGAUUGGAUUAUUUCUAAAGCUAAAACGUCACAAGAUGGGUCUAAAGGCAACUUGCCUUGCACUAGUUUUAAAGUGAGUAGUAUUUGGGCUGUAAACUUACCAGCGCUUACUACAGAGUCGCCUGUAAGGGCUUUGGAUGUUGAUGGUGACGGUAUUGAAGAUGCCUUGUUUGGAUUUGGAACUGGCGACAACUAUAAUCUGUUUGCACCAGAUGUGUUUUGUCCGAUAUUCCUUGGAGUGUCGACACCGUGUGAAGGAGGUUUGAUAGCUCUAAACGGGAAAAAUGGAGAUGUAAUUUGGAAGCGGUGGCUUAACGAUACGAUUUUUGGGCUGCAUUGUAAUGCUGACAUUAAUUUAGACGGUGUUGGUGAUUGUUUAGCUGUAGGAGUCGGUGGGACAAUUAUGGUAAUAGAUUCGAAAACAGGCACCGACAUAUGGCGUCUUAACCCAGGCAAAACCAACGUAUUUGUGGCCAAUUUCAUCCAAGACCAAAACAAUGACAACAUUACAGAUGUAAUAACAUCCCAUUCCUUAUUACAAGAUAAAACCUUUGGCCAUGUGCUGAUUCUUUCAGGCAAAACGGGUCAGGAAUUGAAAAGAGUCGACACACCAAAGACUUUUUUCAUGCCUCAAUUGCUUCAACAAAACAGCACCUCGACUCUAGUAUUAUUUGGUACAGGAACUCCUAAUGCUGCAGGAAAUUUGAGCGCAAUUGAUUUAAAUAAUAAUCAAUCUAUUACCCUUUACGAGGAUAAAUUUAAAGGCAUUUUGACUCAAGCAGUUUUAGUUGACAUCACUGGCGAUAAUAUUGCCGAUGUAGUUUCGUCAAUGUACAACUCAACUAUUGUAGCAAUUGAUGGUAAAACUUUCAAAACAAUUUGGAAUUAUACUAUUCCUAAUGCUGUAACUGAUAUGAGCCCUACUCCAGCUUACUUCAAUUGCGAUAAUAUCACUGAUUUUUUAGUUGUUUAUCAGAAAUACGAUAGUAUUUUUAAUUAUAAUUACACACAGACGUUAAUCAUUGACGGAUUCACAGGUCAACCGAUUUACCAGCCAAUGAGUGGCGGAAUCGUCACUCAGAUGAGCGGUUUAACUUUGAGCAUGGAAGGAAAAGGGCACGAUAUUUAUUUGUUUUGGACUAGCGAGUGUUCGAAUAAUGAAGCCAGUCAAGUAGAUGUUUCAAAGAAAACUGGAGAAUACUCGAAAGUCCACGAUGAAUGCAAAAAACAAUUCAACUCAACCACCAUACUAAAACUAAAUGGAUUAAACGAGUAUCAUCAACCUCCUGGUAUCGCCAUUUACAAUUCAGCUUCAAACAUCUUAUUCGAGUACAACAAUACAAAAUCGCCGAUAAAACUGCUUAAAGACUACCUUGAAACACAUCCGAUCAAUUCGGGACAAGCGGAAAUAAUGUCCAAAAUUUACAAUGGAGAUCCAGGAAUUGGCAUCAUAAAAUAUGGAAAGUCAAAUUUCAGGCACAAGGAUAAGCCUAAUGAUAUUGUCAAGAAUUUCAAUGUGCCUCAGGAAAAUGACAAUAGUUUGCCCAAUAAUAUGCCUAUUUCCGAGGAACAACCCAUUGACUACAACAUCUGGAUGCCAAACCAAGAAGAACUGGAUUCAGAAUUUUCAAAUUACAAUCUGGCUGACGACAACAUACCAUACAAUCAAAAGCAAAUGUUAUUUGACGAAGUCAAAGUAGACGAUAACAAUAGAGACCCUAGAAGCAAACAACAAAACCAAAAAGGCCCGAUUUCAAAAAAGAAAAACUUGGCAGACAAAAUUUACGGUUACCACAAUCUCCGGUUGGCUAAAAAGCGGUUGUUGCACGACGACGAAUCAUUGCCAACCGAUAUUAUCAAAGACACUUAUUUCAAAAACGAAGAAGCUCGUUUAAGGAAAAACAAGUUGGAACAGCGUGACGUCAAUUCGCAUCAUUCGAUGGACAUUGAAAAGAUUCUAGAAAACCAAAAAAGAGAGGCGUUAUUGUUGAAUCAUUCAACCACUCUAUGGGACAUUGAAACUGAAAAUGAAUUAGGAGAAAGAGACAAUCAAUUAUCAUAUUUUAGACGAAAAAGGCAGGCCAAUAUUGCCUGGAAUAGUGUUUCAAAAGUGACAUCAGUAGGCGCAGUCCUGAGUGCCUUUAAUUCAUCAAACUCUUCAAUUGAUGUUGUUUUUGUGAAAUAUUGGCAACCUUUAGGAAUGAGCUUGCAAGAUUUGAUGGCUGAGGAAUGCAUAAAUGAUAAAAAAUCAGAACAAGAGUGUCAAGAUGAACAAAACAGGUUGAGGAGAAGUUUUGCUGAUUUUGAACGAUUGGCUCAAUUAAAAUUGGGCCAAAUGACUGUAUACAGAAUGAGGAUACAGUGCAACUGUGACAGCAGUUAUGAUAAAGAGAUUAAGGAAAAAUGCGUUAGGUUUUUGCCUAAAAAUGCACAAGGCUGGUCCGAAUAUUUAGGCAGAAAUGGCGAUGGAGUUUUCACAAGAUAAAUCAUUAAUUGUAUUAAAUAACUACUUACUGUAGUCUAUUUAGUAGUAUUUUUUGUAUAUUUAUAUCUACAUACUUGAAACUUUUAUCUAUUUUCCUAUAAUGCGUUAGAGUUUGCCAAUAUUGUUUCAAGAGGAUUGAAUUAAUGAUUGAAACAUAGUUUUUUUUUUUGAAAUUUAAGUUGAUCGAUUGAGGCUGUGUUAAAGCAUCCAAAAUAUUCUUGCAGUAGACACUCUUUUAUACUUAUAAACAUUUUCACAAUCAAUAAAAUUAAUUUAGUUUAUACAUAGUAGCAAAAAUUGUAUAUUUAAACAAAAUGAAUUUAAGUAAAAUUAAAUUUAAUUUAACAAAGGCUUUAAUUUGAGCCUAAUUACGUUAAGAUAUCGGAUUGAAAUAAUUAAUGAAAUCUGUAAGGCAAAAUGUGUGUCAAUGUCAUUUUGGAAAAAAAGAAAGUUCUACCAUUUUAGAGUUGUAGUUGAGUUGAAAGAUAUAUUAGGUGCGACUAAAGUUUGUCAGAUGUGGGUGAAACUAAAGAUUGGAAAUAGUGAUGGAAAGUGCCGCAAAGUUACCUAUCCAGUCAGUGGCCUGAUUUAUUAUAACUUAAUCCUAAUACCACACAAAUAUUUAGGACCGGUUAUGUAAUUUAGCUGUUGCUUAACUAAUAAUUUUCAUUGGGUAACUGACAGCUAAACUAGAUAGCCGUCCACUGAUAAACCGGUCCUUAAAAACUUAUCCGAUCGGAACGUCAGAACGUUUUGAAAACAUCACUGAGAACGUGUCCAAUGAACGUUUUUCUCUAAUGCAAAUUAUCACAAUGUGAGACCCGAAAUUCAGAAACUUGGCAAGAUGUUAAAUUGGCGAGCGGUGACUUUAGUUUCUGAGUGGAGACCACUGAUCUUAUUUUAUUAAAAUAAAUAAUGCUUGUUAUUAAAUAACAGGUGUCGGUGAUAAAUAAUCUUACAAUAAAAUUAUUCGAUCUCUAAUAAGCAUCAAUUAACUCUUAAGGAAAAUUCAUGUUUCCAAGUAAAAUUUUAAUUUACAGUUUGACUCGACUCACACUCUUGCCUUCACAAUUUCUGGCUGAAAACUUACAUUUAAAAAUAAUAUAUUUACUGCUGGCCACACCUAAUUACAUGGAAAUCUUAUUAGUCGAAGGAAUUUACUUUAAUUAUGAACAAUUAAUAAAAAACUCAAAUAUUUUUGCGCUGUUAUUUCACGUCGUGCUUCUUCUCUCGGUUAAUUCGACAACUCUUUCACGCCGUAGUUCUGACUUUCUGGACACAGGUCUCUCGAUUCUCGAUUACUACUUGUUUCUUGAUUACUCAACCGACACUGGACUGGUCCUUCACGCCGUAGUUCUGCCGGUUUACUCGCUCUUUCUCGAACAAUGGUUUUCUCGAACACUGAUUCUCUCCUGCCAAAGUUGUCUUUUUAUAUUAUUAUAUAAAGCCUAUUGUCUUGAAUUUCUUUAUUGUUUCUGACCUCGAUUUUUCGUGGUUGAAUUAUCCGAUCAAUUAGUGUAUUUGGUCCCUUUUUAAUUAAUUAUCAAGGGCGUCGUUAAGUAGUUUGUUAAGUGGGAAUC
Ceutorhynchus assimilis (cabbage seed weevil) is the source of this 4801-nucleotide messenger RNA. The record is from the annotation of a GenBank genome assembly. NCBI's taxonomy places the organism in Eukaryota, Metazoa, Arthropoda, Insecta, Coleoptera, Curculionidae.